UUUUUACUUUCUUUUACUGGCCACCUACCUACCUUUCGUCAUCACCUGCUAAGUAAGGAAAUUCCUCAACUUUAUGAGUGACUCUAUAUGAAGGAAUAAAUUAUUAAAAGGAUACAAGACUUUCCUUUAUCAUUCGUCCACUCUAAAAAAAUAUCAUUUCUGAAUUCAAAAUUCUUUCCUAUUGAUUGAAUCGUUCGACUUACAAUCACUUCUUUAGAGGUUGCUCUAGAACCUCAUACAUCUUUAUUCAUAUACAGUGAAUUUUCUCGAAAGCUGGCUUUUAUGAGACGGAUUUUCCUCAAGGGUAUCCCUGCUUUUCAAUUUCGUUGCUUUCAAACUUAUUUCAUGCAAAAACAACCACCAAAUAUGAAGUACCCAUUGAAAAAAUCAGAUGAAGAAUGGCGCAAAGAACUUGAUCCGGAACAGUAUCGUGUGCUUCGAAAAAAAGGCACGGAGCCACCGGGUGCUGGGAAAUUUACAAAUGAGUUUCCCGAAAAAGGUGUAUUCGUAUGUGCAGCUUGCAAAGAGUUGUUGUACAAAGCUGAUACGAAAUUUGAGAGUCACUGCGGAUGGCCUGCCUUUUACGAUAGUUUACCCGGAAAAGUAAAAAGAAUAGAGGACGAUUCUUUUGGAAUGCAACGCACUGAGGUUGUAUGCGCAAACUGCGGCGGUCAUUUGGGUCAUGUUUUUAAAGGGGAGGGCUACCCAGUACCUACGAAUGAACGCCAUUGUAUUAAUUCUGUGAGCUUGGAUUUUCAUCAAGAGAAAACCAACAAUAACUAGUUUGAAGAUCCAAGGUACAACUUUAGCCUUAUGAAACGAAUAUGUGUGUCAUCAAAAAAUAAACGUAAAAAAUAAAUUAUUACCGCAUAAUAAGAGAAGAGUAAGUAAGAGGAUUGGUAUUAAAGACAAACAGCCAAUAUACGAGCACCAGCGUGUUUUUGAACACCAUGUACAAUGGUUUAUACAAGUGGUAGAGACAUUGGUUCGAGAAUACAAAUUUAAAAAAGGGGUUUUAAUUUUUAUUUUUAUUUUAAUUUUUUUAGGUAGAUCUUAUUUUCUAAGGAUCUUAGUACACGGG
Messenger RNA from Schizosaccharomyces cryophilus OY26, 1081 nucleotides. RefSeq names its product methionine sulfoxide. Gene Ontology annotation, molecular function: peptide-methionine (R)-S-oxide reductase activity. The record is from RefSeq and is a predicted model, not a curated record. The transcript has a single exon. NCBI's taxonomy places the organism in Eukaryota, Fungi, Ascomycota, Schizosaccharomycetes, Schizosaccharomycetales, Schizosaccharomycetaceae. Gene Ontology annotation, biological process: response to oxidative stress; protein repair. Bases 283 to 783 code for a protein of 166 amino acids.